Molecule: messenger RNA, 2445 nt
Organism: Coprinopsis cinerea okayama7#130
Lineage: Eukaryota; Fungi; Basidiomycota; Agaricomycetes; Agaricales; Psathyrellaceae
Product: ICS
Exons: 16
Coding region: 1-2445 (814 amino acids)
Source: RefSeq, a predicted model, not a curated record
AUGAUCGGUCGAAGCCUUUGGGGCUCUUCGAUUUGCCAUACCAUGGGGCUUGAGAACCGCAUUCCCGUCGAGAAUCUGCCCCAAAGCCAGGCUCUCGAUUCAGCAACCUUUCGUCCACCGCCAUUGGACGGAUCUCUCGAAGCAGCAGAACUGUAUGACUGGCAUCGCAGCAACAACACCGAACACACCUUAUUCGUGUACAGUCAACAGGAUGGUAACAUUCGGACGAUUCGUUGGCCAGAGGCAGUCGACGCAAUUCAUGUCGGGGCGAAGUUCGUCAGGAAAGUGACGAAUUGGGUGCCUGGAAUGACUGAGACUCCGGUUGUUGGAAUGGUAGUUGCUUCAGCACCCGAAGAACGACCACGACUUGUGCAAAUGCCGCUCUUUGAAGAACUCUAUGGGCAACCACCCGUUGAUCCCCAGGACGUUGUCUACGAGAAGCGUGGCUUGGAUAGCAGGAUUGCUUAUUUGCAUUCUUCUGGUUCCACUUCUUUCCCGAAACCCAUUCCUUUCAGCAGUCGGCGCUUCAUCGAAAUUGCAUUGGCGACGGAAUGCGACGUCGUGGUUUCCGUCCCCUCGGUCAUUGAGGCGUGGUCCUCAAACUCAGAAUACGUUGAAUGGCUAGCCACUCGGACUGGCGUGAUGUUUGCUGGUGGUGCGCUGAGCAAAAGUGCAGGCGACUACCUUGUCUCCAAAGGUGUGAGAACGAUGAAUUUGUACGGAACCACCGAAACGGGCGGAAUAUCGAAGGUAGUUCCAGACGACGAUACGGAAUGGGAAUACUUUCGCUUGUCGGAGGCUGUCGUGCCAGAACUUGACCCCCAGGGCGAUGGGACGUAUGAGCUCAUACUGAUGCCUGGGCCAGUCAGCAACCUCAUUCUUUCCAACACUACAGUUCGAGGCAUCCCAGCGUAUGCCACUUCCGAUCUCCUCAUUCCCCACCCAACGAAACCCCACCUCUACAAGAUAUACGGCAGGAAGGACGACCAGAUUAUCCACAGCACAGGCGAAAAAACCAACCCUACGCCUCUUGAGGCCAUCCUCAAUCACGAUACGCGAAUCAAAUCUGCUGUGCUCUUCGGAACUGGGCGCUUCCAAGUGGGCGUCCUGAUCGACCCGGAACCUGGGUUGCUACCUGCAGGGGAUGAGCGAGCGUUGGAAGAGUUCAAGUCUGCGAUAUGGCCUUCGAUCCAGAAGAUGAACGAGUAUGCCCCUCAGCAUUCUCGGCUAUUCAAGGAGAUGAUCAUUCUUUCGAAGCCUUCGAAACCGUUCACCUACACCGCCAAGGGCACCGCUCGACGACAGGCGGUCAUCCGAGACUACCAAGAAGAGAUCGAUGAGCUCUACGAAGCCACAGGAUCUUCGUCUCUACUCUCUGUGGAGGUGGAGUUGCCCGUCGUUUGGAGCUACGGCAACACUCUCGACUUGCAGGCCACGAACAUCCGGAACGUCCUAUUACGAGGCUUGAGGGAUGGCGCAAAGGUCGAUACUCUGUCGCUCGGGAAGGGAAACCUCGUCUACACCGCGCCCACAAUCUCAUCUUUAGCAGACCUCAUGAUGCGCACCAUCGAUCACAAGCCUUUGCCGCCCUCCGUCAAUUCCUCACUCUCCACACGUGUCGAAAAGAUGAUGCAGAUGGCCGACCACUAUUCCCACUUCUCCCCUUCAGAGUCUGUGGCCGCUUUACCUUUGCACCUAACCCAGCCGAGGGGUCAAACUGCUGGACGUGUUGUCCUCUUGACAGGAACAACUGGCGCGUUGGGAUCGUACAUUUUGGAGGUGUUGUUGAAAGACAAGAGCGUUGGGAAGGUAUACGCCCUGAACAGAAGGAGAAGGUCGUCAUCGGCGACAACUAUCUUGGAUCGUCAGAAGAAAGUUUUCCAGGAGAAGGGUCUCGAUGUUGCAAUACUCGACGCUGCGUCCGGUCGACUUGAGCUCUUGGAAGGCGAACUCUCGAGGCCAGAUUUUGGCCUCUCGAAGGAUGUUCUUGGCGAGGUCGUGUCAUCUGUGACCACGAUUAUACACAACGCGUGGCCCGUGGAUUUCAAGUUCUCACUCAAGUCAUUCGAACCAAUGAUCAAAGGUCUCGGCAAUUUGAUUUCCUUCUCACUGGCAUCACCGCUUCGUCCCACCGUACUUUUCGCCAGCACUUUCGCUGUCCUACAGAAUGCCACUCCAUCGCCUACACCCUAUCAGGAAGUCGAAAUUCCGCCCGAGUAUGCAAUUGGCACUGGGUACACUGAAUCCAAAUGGGUCGCCGAAGAAUUGUUGAGCCGAGCUUCGCGUGACAUGGGCCUUCGUUCCCUGGUCGUUCGCGUUGGCCAGAUCACUGGUGGUAAUAACGGAACAUGGAAACCGGAGGAGUGGUUCCCUUCAUUGGUCAUGAGCUCCCCCGACGUCGGUUCAUUUCCAGACUGCGAUAAGAACUGUUCGAACACUUUCUGA